AUGGGGAGCAAAGAGCAAAAAGUCACCGGGAUCCCAAUGCUGUCCAGAGUCGCACAGCCCUGCGACGCAGGUCGCAUUUUAGACAUCCCUUGCAAAGUGUGUGGGGACCGCAGCUCCGGGAAACACUAUGGGGUUUACGCCUGCGAUGGGUGCUCGGGAUUUUUCAAGCGGAGCAUCAGGAGGAAUAGGACCUAUGUUUGCAAAUCGGGAAAUCAGGAACUCUACUCCCGCGGGCACAAGGAGGAGAGUGGCGGCGCCCCGCACUUCCCCGCUGCAGCCCUGCCGGCGCCCGCCUUCUUCACCGCCGUCUCCCAGCUGGAGCCCCACGGCCUGGAGCUGGCCACCGUCGCCGGCACCCCUGAGAGGCAAGCUCUGGUGGGCCUGGCGCAACCCACCCCAAAGUACCCACAUGAAGUCAACGGUACCCCUAUGUAUCUCUACGAAGUGGCCACCGAAUCUGUCUGCGAGUCAGCAGCCAGACUUCUGUUCAUGAGCAUCAAGUGGGCCAAGAGUGUCCCAGCCUUCUCCACCUUGUCCUUACAAGACCAGCUGAUGCUUUUGGAAGAUGCUUGGAGAGAACUGUUUGUUCUAGGAAUAGCACAAUGGGCCAUUCCAGUUGAUGCUAACACUCUACUGGCUGUAUCUGGCAUGAAUGGUGACAAUACAGAUUCUCAGAAGCUGAAUAAAAUUAUUUCAGAAAUACAGGCUUUACAGGAGUGUGUGGCUAGAUUUAGACAACUUCGGCUAGAUGCUACCGAAUUUGCCUGUCUCAAAUGCAUUGUCACUUUCAAAGCUGUGCCUACACACAGUGGUUCCGAACUGAGGAGUUUCCGAAAUGCUGCCGCCAUAGCAGCCCUUCAAGAUGAAGCCCAGCUCACCCUGAACAGCUACAUUCAUACCAGGUAUCCCACACAACCCUGUCGUUUUGGAAAACUCUUAUUGCUUUUACCAGCUUUACGUUCCAUUAGUCCAUCUACAAUAGAAGAAGUGUUUUUCAAAAAGACCAUUGGGAAUGUACCAAUUACAAGACUGCUUUCAGAUAUGUACAAAUCCAGUGACAUAUAA
Pygoscelis adeliae (Adelie penguin) is the source of this 1065-nucleotide messenger RNA. RefSeq names its product nuclear receptor subfamily 2, group E, member 1 (gene NR2E1). Gene Ontology annotation, molecular function: zinc ion binding; nuclear receptor activity; RNA polymerase II cis-regulatory region sequence-specific DNA binding. The coding region runs from base 1 to 1065 and encodes 354 amino acids. Lineage: Eukaryota; Metazoa; Chordata; Aves; Sphenisciformes; Spheniscidae. The transcript has 8 exons. Gene Ontology annotation, biological process: anatomical structure development; negative regulation of transcription by RNA polymerase II; cell differentiation. The record is from RefSeq and is a predicted model, not a curated record.